GCCGUAGCUUCUGGGUCUCGCAGCCGCUCAGAUGCAAGCCUCAACCACGAGCCUGGCUCCAGGGGGUCCCGGCUGCACCAUAGCGGGCGACGUCAUAGCAGGAAGUCUUGGUUUGACUUGUCCCAUAAGGGUUUUGCGAAUCGCUUCUAGUCCGGCUCGUCGCCCAGCACCUGUUUGCCAUAGGAGACCUUCCCAGGGGCGUUUAGCUCCCGGGGUCAUUCAAAACACAAACUCCUCCACCACAAUAAGGUGGUGGUUCAAGGAGUUGUGUGUUUUAAUGUUGUAACUAUGUUCUUUUACUUCCUCAUCACUUUUGAGAAAAUUACCUCCAACUUGAAAAAAAGAAAACGACAGAGCUGAGACCAGUUAAAAUUCAGUUUGUGACAUUAAUGAAGUACGACCUCUGACCACAUGAGGGAGGAGUCUGUGUGGUGGAAAUUUUCCAUAAAGAAGCAGAUGAGAGAGUUGUCCUUUUGUGUGAUUUAUUGAAAUAAUAAAGAAAAUAAAAAUAAUGGGGAAAGCAAAUAAAAAGCAUGGAUGUUGAUCGUGCACAUCAACAAACCAAAAACCAGCUGGGGAGAUCAGUGCACACACCACGAAGGUGUGAUGCAAAGAGCCCACGAUCCUCGCGUUGCUUCUGCCUUUUAACCCCUUUCUCUGGCUCUGGUGGAACGUAUCGCUGCAGCAAUGGAAUUGUUUGUGCCACCUUAUCUCGCUGUGAGUGAGAAUGUUUGCUUUCUCACUUCUGCAUCGUCAUGUCUUGUUAUCCAAAGGAAGGCACACCGAGCUUCCAAGACAAGAUGCAUUGGCUUUAACAGCCUUGGGUCUGGUGGGGAGUCAGAUAGGAUGGAGCCAGAGUCCAGGUGUAAAAGACAAACAUGUAUCAUAAAUUAUUAGUCAGUCAAAUGGAACAUCAGAUGUUUAGACUUGAUGUACGACAGCACAGGAGAUUAGUUGUUUGUGUAAGAAUGUUCAGUAUUGCAACUAACCAGCACAUGAUGAGUGUGUUGGAUAAGAAAUAGCACAAGGCAAAAUUUUUCCAUUACAGUCUGUGAACCGACAGGAUGUGUCUUCAUCUAAAUGAUGGAGGCGACCAUGAGGAAGUGAGACCUGACUAAGCAUAAACCACAUCAGUGCUGAAGAGGCUCCAGUUUCCAGCAGCAGAGACGGAGGCACCAUGGUUGGACACACAUGGAUCCACAGCUUGUUAAUAGUGACAGGGCUUCAGUUCACAGGAGCUGCUUUGAUCAGACGUGGAGACGACGUCUCUUUCCCUUGUAACUAUCUGAUCCCUGAUCAGAGUCAGUGUGACGCCACCACCUGGAUCUACAGUGUCUCAGGACCAGCACCAGUGGAGCUGGUUACACAUGGGAAGAUUAGAGAAAAUGCUGCAUCUAAAUCCAACAGACUGAGUUUAACAGAGAACUGUUCUCUGGUCAUAAAGCAGGUCACAGAUCAGGAUGCUGGUCGUUACACCUGCAGACAGUUUGAUAAAUCAGGACGACAACAAGGUGGAGAUGGUCCAGUUGACUUGUCUGUUGUUACCUUGACUCAACAUGAACACGAUAAUAAGGUGACGUUAAACUGCCGCGUGUGGACGAAUAGUCAGUGCAGACACACAGUAAAGUGGCUGUUUGAGGAUAAAGACCUGGAAAAGACUUCAAUAAAGUCAUCAGAGUCUCUCUGUGACGCUGCUGUUACUUUUAGUAGAAGUUCCUUCUAUUCAUCGCGCUCCAUUAUUUCAUUUACGUGUGAAGUGAGAGAUGGUCACAAUCAUCAAAGCUCCACCUUCAACCUUCAGCCUCAAGGUGACGACAAACCACCAGCAACAGGUGGAGGUCUGUGGAGGAACGUCGUGGUCUCGGUGGCUGUAACGUCUCUGGUGGUGGUGGUGGUCACAGUCCACGUGUGGACCAGAGCUGAAGGGAACAAAGGGACGGAUCAAGCAGUUCACGGUGAUGAAGACGAUGGUGAAGGUGCAGCGACGUAUGAAAACGCCAGAGACUCGUCUGCUUCAGUCUGAGCAACGACGGCAUCAACUCACCACGCGCAUUCAUCCUGCUGCGUCUGAGUCUCUGUUCUGUUGUUAAACCAUGAAUAAAGCAUCAGACGUUUA
Betta splendens (Siamese fighting fish) is the source of this 2116-nucleotide messenger RNA. RefSeq lists its product as uncharacterized. NCBI's taxonomy places the organism in Eukaryota, Metazoa, Chordata, Actinopteri, Anabantiformes, Osphronemidae. Gene Ontology annotation, molecular function: MHC class II protein binding; protein tyrosine kinase binding. The record is from RefSeq and is a predicted model, not a curated record. The coding region runs from base 1178 to 2023 and encodes 281 amino acids. Gene Ontology annotation, biological process: interleukin-15-mediated signaling pathway; positive regulation of ERK1 and ERK2 cascade; T cell activation. The transcript is spliced from 7 exons. Gene Ontology annotation, cellular component: external side of plasma membrane; membrane raft.